Messenger RNA from Purpureocillium lilacinum, 1209 nucleotides. NCBI's taxonomy places the organism in Eukaryota, Fungi, Ascomycota, Sordariomycetes, Hypocreales, Ophiocordycipitaceae. The record is from RefSeq and is a predicted model, not a curated record.
AUGUCGAAAUAUCAGGAUGCGGUUAAGUGCCUCCGCUCUCGUCUGCGGCCGCUGCACUCAAAUCCAGCCAAGAACGUGCCGAACAAUUUGAACAUGAAGGAAUGGCUUUCGGAACUCGGCUGUGAGGACCCUGACCUCUUGAAUGUCAUCCACAUUACUGGGACGAAAGGGAAAGGAGGAACUGCAGCAUAUACGGAUUCAUUCAUCCGCGCACAUUGCCGUAACGCGUCUCAACCUAUCAAGGUUGGCCUUUACACUUCUCCGCAUCUAGUCACGGAACGGGAACGGAUUCGAAUUAACUCACAACCCAUCUCGGAGAACCUCUUCGCCGUCACUUUUUUCCGAGUCUGGGAUACGCUAUGCAGAAACUAUUCAAUCGAGCGAAUGCCAGGGUAUUUGCAACUUCUCGCGCUACAAUCAGUACUCGUCUUCCAGCUGGAACAGGUCGAUGUUGCUAUAUACGAAGUGCAUGCCGGUGGCCGAAAGGAUGCAACAAACAUCUUCGAUCGGCCCGUCGUCUGUGGGUUCACUACGGUGGGAUUGGAUCAUGCGGACCUCCUGGGCAACAGCAUUGACAGCAUUGCCGAGCACAAGAGCGGUAUUAUGAAGCGCGGUCGGCCAGCAUACUCUGUGUUUCAACGCGAGCAAGCGGCUAAGAAGGUUCUUACAAAGGAGGCUUCGAGGCUUGGCUGCCCCUUGACAGACAUUUCCGUCAACAAUCUGAUGAUCAACGAAGAGGAGCAGAACCCGUCCUUGCGGGCAUUUCUGAUUGAUCUUGACCUUGCUAUCAGGACUACCCGGGUGGAGUCGUCCGGUGCCAGAGGCAAGACUGGCACAAGAGCCUUCAUGGCAAUCGGAGCUCUUCUCGGUGAGGAGCACUCCUUUAUGCAUGAUCUCGAAUCAUUUUUCUGGGUUCUAUUCUGGAUAUGUAUUCACUAUGACGGGCCCGCCAAGAGCAGAGUCGUUACAAGGUUUGAGAAAUGGAACUACGUCGACACAGAGGAGCUGGCUGGUAUGAAACUUGGUGUUGUGGCGAAGGAAGCAAUCUUCCUCAAAACAACAUCCGACAACGUCACAGAAUACUACGCGCCGCUUAUUCCGGUGUUGAACAAGCUGCGCAAGGUCGUGUUUCCAGGAGAUAAGCCCUGGGAUCGUGAAGACGAGCGACUCUACUCCCAGAUGACGAAUAUCUUGCAACGGGGCCAAUAG